Molecule: messenger RNA, 3564 nt
Organism: Lytechinus variegatus (green sea urchin)
Lineage: Eukaryota; Metazoa; Echinodermata; Echinoidea; Temnopleuroida; Toxopneustidae
Gene: slc25a44
Product: solute carrier family 25 member 44-like
Exons: 3
Coding region: 87-1016 (309 amino acids)
Biological process (GO): transmembrane transport; branched-chain amino acid catabolic process
Cellular component (GO): mitochondrion
Molecular function (GO): branched-chain amino acid transmembrane transporter activity
Source: RefSeq, a predicted model, not a curated record
AUCAAAUGGAGCUUAAUAGGUCUGAGGGUAAAGGAAUCAAAUUAAAUUUGUUCUGACAGAUUACAUUUUACCAGAAUUCUUCAAACAUGGCCACCAAGAAAAGAGUCAUCCGAAUCAUUGAAUGGGAUGACAUGGACAAGCGAAAGUUCUUUGGGUUUGGUGCCAUGCUGUCAUUUGCUGUUCGGACUUCAGUCUAUCCUUCCCAUCUCAUCAAGACCAGACUUCAAAUGCAGCAUCAAAACAGCCUCUACAAAGGGACAUGGGAUGCAUUAAAGAAAAUCAUCAAAUAUGAAGGGGUCAGAGGAUUAUACAAGGGUUUUGCUGUGAAUCUUGUAUCUAUAGGUUCAGAGCAAAUGUACAUUCUUAGCUAUGAGAUGAUGCGAAAGGCUUGUGAGAAUAUGGACAACACCCCUCGUACUUUCAUAGCUGGUGGAUUUGCCUCUCUGGUUUCACAGACAAUACGGGUGCCUGUUGAUGUUCUCUCCCAGAAGACUAUGAUGCUGGGACUAGCAGUUGAUGCAAAGACAGUAACCAAACCCGUAAGGUUCAAUGAUGUUUUUAAACUUGCCCAAGAAACGUACCAUAAUCAUGGGUUCUUUGGAUUCUACAGAGGAUAUGUUGCUUCCCUAUUGACAUUUGUUCCUAACAGUGCUCUUUGGUGGACAUUCUAUCACAACUAUACAGAACUAAUUGCCUCCUUCCUGAAUACCAGUCUUCAACUCCAAGUGCCUACUCUAGCUAUUCAGGCAGUCUCAGGGUCCUGUGCAGGAUGCAGUGCAGCAUUUAUCACAAACCCUAUGGAUACUGUUCGCACAAGAUUACAGGUCACUGGUCAGAAGUCCAUCACUAAGACGUUUCGCCAACUGCUUGCAGAUGAAGGCAUGGGGGGACUGACCAAAGGAUUGACAGCACGACUCCUGUCUACCAUCCCGACCAGUCUCAUCAUUGUACUAGGCUAUGAGACCAUCAAGAGGUUUAGUUUACGGAAAGAACUCAUGGACAGUAUCCAAUGGUGACAUUAGUUUUGGGUUUGUAGGUAGUUACAAUAUGAUUAUAGACUCUUACAUGUAUAAUAAUGGAAUAUUUUAUGAAAUAUGUAUUUUUUUAAGUCCUAUGAUUUAAUACAUGCAUGUACUUGUAUGUCAUUCUGUCAGGCUCCCUGUGUGUGGUUGUACUUUGUGAAUUGAGGUUUUUUCUGUUUCUGAUUUCUUUACUACCGUAAUAAAUGCUUGAGUAUAUAGAUGAUUGAACACUUCAACAUUACAAACAAAGAAUUAUGGAUAUCAAUUAUAAGAAAAUGUAUUGCAACUUGUGUCUGCACCUGAAUUUUAACCAUAUGGCUAUGAAGAUUUUUUUUUUUUUUGGGGGGGGGGUACUGAAUAACCAAUUUUGUCUUUUAAUAUGUUUCAUUUUUUUUCACCAUUAUUUUUAUGAAUUUUUGUUCCACAUCUAGUGCAUAUUUUGAACACAAUGAUUUUGCAGUUCCAGAGCUGUUCCCUUUGAUUUGUGUUAAGAUGUUCUUGUAGGGAAUGUUUCCAAGUACAUUUUCCCCAAACCCUGUUUCUCAGCACAGGUCUAGAAUUUAAAUUUUCGUUGGGCAGUGCCCCCUUUCUCUAGUUCACAUUAAAGUACAGUGGAAAAUUUAAAAAGCUGUACAGAGAAAAUCAAAGGCCAAUGUAAAGGAUGCUAUCAGUUGUCCUGGAUAAAUGUCAGCCCUAACAUCAGCUCUAACAUUGCAGGAUUAUGUUUUUGAAUAAAGUUGCAUAUACAUGUAAAACAAACUAUUUUACAAAAUAAAGUAUAACAUAGGAAAUUAUAAAACAGGUUCAAGGAUGUAGCCAACAGUGAGUGCGUAUACAAGUCACAUUUUCAUGCUUUUACCCUAAUAAUACGGGGAGGGGGGGCGGGGCUGAUUCACUCCCUCAACUUUUUUUUUGCAAUAAUUCCGCCGCACAAAUUUCUUGACCAUGUUGCUCACUAACUUUCAUCAUUUGUAUAUUAUAAGCAAAGACAUAUAAAUUGAAAUCAGAAUUUACCCCCAAAUUUGAAUAUAUGCAGUCAUUGGUUUGAAUAAAAGAUAUGACAAUAUUAUUUACAAUUAAAAAACAUGAUUGCUGAAAGGUGCAUGUACUCGUAAUACCUCAUUAUUAACAAUGAAGAACUCUUGAAUGAAAAUAAGCACAGAAAUUAGAAUCAAUGUAUUUUGAUUUCAUGAGAAAUUUGCAUAUGCAUUUAAGUAAUCAUGCAUUUGCAUUAUUACUUAUGCAUAAUUUGAAAAUGAGGCAGGGUAUCAUGAAUCUGUAGAUGCUGUAUUGUAUAUUCUGUGUUAUUCGGUAGAUUGAUAGCUGAGAUCUUAGGAUGGGGGGGGGGGGGGGGAGGGGGAGAAUUCGUAGUUGUGGGCUAUGUCAUUAUUCUAUUUAGGUGUCAAAAUAACCAAUUCUUUUUAGCGUUCAUUUUUUUUAGUCUCCUUUCCCCCUCAGAGAGAGUUUUGAAUGAUUGUAAGAUGAUGCUGAUAUUGGUUCCAGUAAUAAAUACAUGCAUCUACUGCCUAUUGUCCCUUGUUAAGUCGAUGAGAAACAUAUAUUGCCAGUGGCUAUGAUAUUGUUACAUAUUUUAAACAUUAGUUUUGAUUUAAUUAAGUAAUUCAGUAAACCUGUUUUAAGUUCCUACAUAUGUAGUCAUUUUAUCAUAAACCUGUACAUUUAUUUUACUGUGAAUAUAUAUCUUUGUACGUAUCUUUUCAAAAUUAUGUCUGUUUAUAUAAAGCAAUGUAAUCCUCUUCAUUGUGAGAGCGUACAAAAAGAAAAUAGCUGUAGAAUUUGUACAAUUUUUUUUGUUAACUUUCAAGAUAUAUUUCUUAUUCAUCACCUCAUCCCAACUGUUAUGAUAGUGCUGCAGUAAUGUAUGGAAUGUAAUUUAUUCCACCUAUAAUUGUCAUGUCCUAUCACAAUAAAUAGUAAUUGCUCCAUUUGAAAAAAAAACAUAAUUGUCAUACAGCCAGUUGCCUGGUUACUCAACAUUCAUUUUGAUUUCUCAACAACAACUCUCCUGGUUGGAUUUUUUGUAUAAGUUUAACAUACCUUAUUAGAUGAUAAUAUGGAGUAAAGUAACUUUAACCUCUUUUGUGUCAUAGUGGAAUAAGGCCAAAACACAAAGGGGAUCAGACUCCAGUAAGAACAUAGAUCAUACAGUCCAUUCAUGUACAUGUACCAUGUGUUAUAGCUCAUGCAGGCAACAAGAGCUUCGCAGAGUAGUAAUGGUCUCACCAAGGUUUUGACAUUUGACCUGUCCAUUAUGGCUAUAAUCAUGUGAUAAAAUGAAUAUCAAUAAAAUUGGAUACCACUAAUUAUUUUAGAGUUAAACAUAUGCAAAAUAUUGACAUUGCAAAAAUCAUAUGCAGUCACAAUAUUGGACAUGGAUUGUUCCCAUCAACAAAGCCUCAGUCUGCAACAAAAUAAUAAUACAUCAAAAUCUUUCAACAAAAAUAUUCUUAAUAAAAAGUACCAGUACCAAAAUCCAGAGAUUGCAGCAUUUUUGUAUUUCAUAAUGUGUAUGGGUCUCAGG